Funneliformis mosseae is the source of this 1785-nucleotide messenger RNA. The record is from the annotation of a GenBank genome assembly. NCBI's taxonomy places the organism in Eukaryota, Fungi, Glomeromycota, Glomeromycetes, Glomerales, Glomeraceae.
AUGGAACGUUGUGAUGAAUGUAAUCAACCACUUGGAGGAAAUUGGUGCAAUAAUUGUGAUGCAUACAAAUUUUUAGAAGAAAGUAAAACUAUUGGUUAUCGUAAGGAACUUCAUAAAUUAAAUAAAAAUGAGAAAUUCCAAUUUAGGCGGUACGGUAUAUGUCCGAAUUGUAAACAAUUGAAGGUCGACUAUGAAUUAUGUCAUGAUUGUGAUAAAAGUUAUAGGGAAUGUAAUAAAUGCAACCGACCAUAUAUUACUUCCGGAGAGGAAUGGUGCAAUUAUUGCGAUACUAAAAGAUUUUUGGAAGAAAGUGAAACUCUCGGAUACCAUAAGAAAUUAGAUCAAUUAUCCAAGGAAGAGAAAAUUCGGUUUAGAUUAUAUGGAAUAUGUCACGAUUGUGUACAAUUAAGAAUUGACUCCAGAUCAUGUAUUAACUGUAGACGUAAGAGAUGUGAAGAAUGCGAUACCACCAAAAACGAAACGUGGUGUGAUAAUUGUGAUGGUAAAAGGUUUUUGGAAGAAAGUGAAACUCUCGGAUAUCAAAAGAAAUUAGAUCAAUUAUCCAAGGAUGAGAAAAUUCAAUUUAAGCGAUAUGGAAUAUGUACCAAUUGUAAACAACUAAAAAUUGACCCCAGAUCAUGUGCUAACUGCAUGUACGGCAGUUGUAAUGAAUGCAAACAACCAAAUAUUUCCGAAGAGAAGUGGUGUAAUGAUUGUGAUGUUAAAAGUUUUCUAAAAGAAAGUGAAAUUGUUGGAUAUGGUAAGGAACACAAUGAUUUAUCUAGAGCAGAAAAAUUUCUAUUUAGACAAUAUGGGAUAUGUCAUGAAUGUAAGCAACUAAAUACUGACUAUGGAUCAUGUAUUGACUGUAAUAAAAGUUAUAGUAAAUGUCCAGAAUGUAAACGACCGUAUUUUUCUGAGGAAUGGUGCAAUUUUUGUGACAAUAAAAGAUUCUUGGAAGAAAGUAAAAUCAUUGGGUGUUAUAAGAAUUUAAAUGACUUGACUAAGGAUGAGAAAGUUCAUUUUAAAGAAUAUGGAAUAUGUCCCGAUUGUAAGGAAAUGAAUACCGGAGGAGCGUGGUGUAACAAAUGUGAUCCUGGACGAUUUUUAAGUGAAGGAAAAACUAGUGGAAAUCAAGAGAUCGAUCAAAUAAUCUACGAUGCACAAAAGAAAACAGAGCAUUAUUAUAAUAGUUUUGAGUGGAUUCCUUUGGAUAAACUUGAAUCUAUUCAACAUAUCGGAAGAGGAGGUUUCGCAACGAUUUAUUCUGCCAAUUGGAUAGAAGGAAAACCUUAUGGUUUUAGAGAGAAGAAAAGGUCCCCUCCUAUUAAGGUUGCACUUAAAGAAAUAAACCUUGAUUCCAAGAUGACGAGUGUUGCUCUCACCAAUGAGAUAAAUAUACAUAAUCUCUGUCAAAAUUCUCCUCUUGGUACUAUCAUAAGAUUUUAUGGAAUUUCAAAGAAUUCAAAUACAGGAAACUUUAUCAUGGUAUUAGAAUUUGCUGAAAAUGGAAAACGACCAACAGCAAAUGAAUUAUCUAAUCAAUUGUCUAACCUUAUAAAUGAUGCUUCUAAUGAAGGGUCAAUGAUUCAUAAGCAAAUUGAGGAAGCAAAUAAGAUUAAUGAACUUUCAACAACGCCAUCACCAGUAUCGAUCACGAGCCUUACUUAUGUAACGCAUCCUCGAGCAAUUUAUACAAGUAGGCUCUUGAAUGUUAAAAAUUUGCCAGAACCAAAAAAUUCAUCCGAAAUAAAUGAAACAUUCUAUUCUGGAAAGAUUAAGUGA